Molecule: messenger RNA, 2137 nt
Organism: Lutra lutra (Eurasian river otter)
Lineage: Eukaryota; Metazoa; Chordata; Mammalia; Carnivora; Mustelidae
Gene: FAM181A
Product: family with sequence similarity 181 member A
Exons: 2
Coding region: 645-1721 (358 amino acids)
Source: RefSeq, a predicted model, not a curated record
GCAGAGGGGACGAGCUGGGGGAAGGGCAUCAACUCUGAGCCAGGCUGUACUAAUCUUUGUCAUAGACGCUCUCUCUUAAUCCUCAUGGUCCACUCUGCCAGCAAGCCUUCAAGGUAGUCACACUGACACUUGUCACUGUGGUCGGGCUGCGACUGGGGGUGCAGGGACUGGCGAGCUGAGCUGUGACUUCUUCGGGAGCAUCCUGAGGUCUCCGGCUGCCCUGAGGGUCCCGCCGGGCUAAUGCUCAGCCUGGGCCGUGAGGGGAGGUCGCCAGGGCAGCAAGCCCCUGGCCAGGAAGCCCCAAAGGGGCUUAUUUCAACCUGAUGCCUUCCAUUCUGAGACAGUGGAAAACCUGUCUGUUCUGAUUAUGGUUGACAGCUUCCCUCCGGCCACUCUUUGAUAGAAAUGUUCCCGUUAUGUAAGGGGGUUACAUAAGUCACCUUGUGAUGUCUGUCACACGUCCAGGAGGCACUGGCCCCACCACUGGGCCUCUGAGGUGGCAUUUGUAUGUUUCCUGGGUUGAGGGGAUCAGACCUAACUCUGCAGCGUCGGGAGGGGCACGUCUGGGUCUCUGGGUUAGCGAAGCCCCUAGGCCAUUAGGGAGCCGUACCGUACAACAGUCACCAUCAAGCGUCUGGACCUAGAUGCCUGCAUCCCAGUCCCUGCUCUGCUGUUUACUGACCAGAGGACUUCAGACUAGUCUCCUUAUCUCCCGAGCAAGUGGCUUAGUAGGUGUUACCUCCAGUGAUGCAGUGGUCAGCUCUGUGUCCGUCCCUGGAGCUGCCGGCCAUCAGCAGAGCCCACGCUCUUCAUGGAAAGCCCCAUGCCGUGGUCCCCUGGUGAUGGCAUCCGACAGUGACGUGAAGAUGCUCCUGAACUUUGUGAACCUGGCGUCCAGUGACAUCAAGGCGGCCCUGGACAAGUCCGCGCCGUGCCGCCGCUCCGUGGACCAUCGCAAGUACCUGCAGAAGCAGCUCAAACGCUUCUCCCAGAAGUAUUCCCGGCUUCCUCGGGGCCUCCCCAGCAGAGGCACCGAGCCUCAUCUGAAAAGGGGACCCGAGGACCAGCCUGGGAGGCUGCUCCUCGAUCCCGGCCAUGAUUCCAGUCCUGGUGUGGUGGGGGGCUACAAAGAGAAGGCUCUGGGGAACCCCUACAGGGAGGAAUGUCUCUCUAAGGAGCAGACCUUACAGAGGCAGAAUCCAGAAGCUGCCAGGCCUGGCCAGGUGCCCAUGAGGAAAAGACAGCUGCCCGCUUCCUUCUGGGAAGAGCCUCGGCCCACCCACAGCUACUCCCUGGGGCUGGAGGGGGAGUUGGGUCCCAGGGAGGGAUCUCCCUAUGAGGGUAAGAAACACUGUAAAGGCUUGGAGCCCUUGGAUCCUGAGAUGGCCCCCGUGCCUGCGUCCCCAAGGGCACCAGCUGGCAAGGAGCCACUCAAGAUGUCUGGGGUCUCCCUGGUGGGCCGUGUCAAUGCCUGGGGCUGCUGCCCCUUCCAGUACCAUGGACAGCCCAUCUACGCUGGCCCCCCAGGGGCCUUGCCUCAGAACCCCGUCCCCAGCCUGGGCCUGUGGAGGAAAAGCCCAGCGUCCCCUGGGGAGCUGGCCCACUUCUGCAAGGAUGUGGACGGGCCGGGACAAAAAGUGUACAGACCCGUGGUUCUGAAGCCCAUCCCUACCAAGCCGGCUCUGCCCCCGCCCAUCUUCAAUGUUUUUGGCUACCUCUAGCGGGGCUGGGAGGGCCUUGGCUCCCCCCUCUGGCCGGCAGAGAUGUUGGGAGCCCCUCCCGAGAGCACUUCUUGUGCAGAGUGAGCUGGGCAGUGGGAGCCUUCCUUUUGUGUAUGUCCAGGAGAGGGGGAGGAUGGGUUUGGGGCAGGGGCCUCGCAGGCAGUCUCCAAGUCAGCUCCUCUAGCCUUGGGAGCUGGGGGGCUGGGCUCAGCCAGCCCCUCUCCAGCCAGACCAGAGACCGACCGAUCAUCGCACUGUCCUUGGGCCGGUCUUGGGUGGUGGGGCUCUGCCCUGGCCUUCCUGCCACUCUGUUCACGUGCUGCCCACCGUGUAAGCCAAUCUCAGUUCUGUUCGUUUUGGUUUUUGUAAAUAUUAAGAAGGUUAAAAGAAUAAAGACAUUUCUUUUGCAGUUUCCA